CUGGAUAGCUCGUGUAUACUGUAUCUAUAGAGAGAUCUGUAUCUGUUGAAUAUGCAUUCCCUGUUAUACCGAUUAUUGCAGCGUUCAACGUCUCCGUAGAGCACAAUGAUAUGCCUGAUCGAAUAACCGCUAUCAUCUCCGCAAUUCCUCGGACUAAAUCCGAUCGCGCGAUUCCUGCAAAAAAUGCUCACGAAUUCCACCGCUUCAACCAGUCUUGACUGCUCUAUCUAGAGGCUCGCAACGUCUGCAACACAUCAAGACCCGUUGCUGGAUAUGUUCCACUAAAUCAAUGUCAUGGAAGACUCCACGUCCCCAUCAGAUCUGGGGCCCCGCCGAGCCCCAGCUCGCCUCCUGGCAGCCCUCAAACAAGUCUCCAUCAUGGUCCUACGCCAGUGGCUUCUGAUCGGAAUGGGCAUCGCCUGCGCCCUCGCAUACCUGUUUCCGGAUAUAGCAAAAACGGACGGCGGGGUAAUCCGCAGUGAAUACACCGUGCUCUACGGUGUAAUCGCCAUAAUCUUUCUCAUCUCGGGCCUCAGUAUCCCGCGCCAGAAACUCUUCAAACAGUUCCUCAACUGGCGACUACACGUCCUCGUCCAGGUGAUAUCGUUUCUGUUCAUCCCCGCGCUGGUCCUGGCCGUCGUGCAUAUCAUUUUGGCCGCCGAUCCCGCGGGACAUAUUGAUCGGGCCGUGUUGGCGGGGUAUAUUCUAACGGCAUGUAUUCCGACGACUAUCGCGUCGAACGUGGUGAUGACUCGAGCGGCAGGUGGCGAUGAUGCCGCGGCGUUGGUGGAGGUUCUGUUAGCGAACGUGUUGGGACCCUUUGUCACGGCCGUUUGGACAGUGACGCUGUUGCCGAAAUCGGCCGAGUUUGAUACGUGGAGGUAUGGGGGUGGCAGUUUGGGGAUUAUGUAUAAACAUGUUUUUCAGCAGUUGGGGCUGAGCGUGUUAGUUCCUUUGUUCGUGGGACAGUUGAUCCGGUGGACUUGGCCGGAUCGGACGUCGUGGGUGAUCCAGAAGACGAAGUUGCCCAAGUUGGCGAGUGCGUGCAUGCUGUUGUUGAUCUGGACAACGUUCUCCUCUUGCUUCGCAACGGGCGCCCUCCAAAGCCUCUCUGCCCAAAGCAUCAUCUUCGUUGUCCUCUUCAACAUCGCCCUCUACGUCGCCCUCACGGGCAUAUCCUUCUUCAGCUCCCGCCCACCUAAAUUCCUCCUCAACCAUCGCUGGUUCCAGCCCAUCUUGAAGUCUCUUCCCCCAGAGGAAACCAUCGCAGUCUGCUUCUGCUCUCCCGCGAAAAGCACCGCGCUAGGUCUGCCGUUGUUGUAUGCCAUGUGGGCCCCGGUGGAUUUCUACACCAAGGCGAAGACGUCCGUGCCGGUGCUGCUCUAUACGACGGAGCAAAUUUGUGUGGCGCAGUUCUUUGUGCAGUUGUUUCGGAGGUGGCACGCCCGGAUUGCUGAGAAGGAGGAUGGGGAGGCGGAGGUUGAUGCCGAUGGCCGACUGGACGAGGUUGGGAUUGGUUUAAUGCAAAGACCGGUGGAAACUCAUGGCGGUGUGGUCUGAGAUGAGUCGUGAUGAUUGAUGUUUACAGACUGUCGGAACGACAUGAACACUGCCGGAAUGUGGUUCUGAGUUCUCACGGACGAGUCUCGUUAUACGGUUGCUUCUGGAGAAGGACGUGACAACCCCGAAUUCCAAGUCCUCGCCACAGCAAAUCCAUCCCUUCUUUUAUUUGGCAGAUCCAUGAAGAAGAUAUAGCACACUUGCUCAUCCCCUGACGAGGGCCACAAUGCAGCCAAAACUGGUUUUCUCUCCUGACUCAUGGAAAGGUUGCAGCGCCUGAUCCCAGUUCUUUGCAGAGAGAGACACAGAGAGAGAGAGAGAGAGAGAGAGAGAGAGAGAGAGAGAGAGAGAGAGAGAGAGAGAGAGAGAGAGAGAGAGAGACCGUUGCCAGCAAUUUGGACCUCUUUGAGUAUGCAUCCGGACCUUUUUCGAACGAAGAUUGCUAGAGAGAUCUGCCCUGAAGGUACCACAAGGUCAAAGGCACAUACCGAGCGGCAGAUGUAGGAAACCACGAACAAGUCGAUGCCGCCAUACAAAGUUCAAUCUAGGCAAUAGGUACUUUAGACAUCCUAAUUAAUAACACACGCCCACU
Molecule: messenger RNA, 2152 nt
Organism: Penicillium brasilianum
Lineage: Eukaryota; Fungi; Ascomycota; Eurotiomycetes; Eurotiales; Aspergillaceae
Source: the annotation of a GenBank genome assembly